CGCCGGCGGCGCGCCCCUAGCAACCGCCGCCGCCAUGCCGGUGUGGCUGCGGGACUACAGCUGGCGGCAGACCGACUCGGCCGUGUACCUCUCGCUGCCGCUGCGGGGCGCUCGGGCCACCCCGGCCAACAUCUUCUGCACCGACCGGUACCUCAAGGUAAGCAUCCCUCCCUUCUUAUUUGAAGCAGUUCUAUAUGCUCCUAUUGAUGACACAAAUAGCACAGCAAAGAUUGGAAAUGGAAUCAUUUUCUUCACUUUGUACAAAAAAGAAAUUGCCAUGUGGGAUUCACUAAUGAUGGAAAAUGCUAACAAGGAAAAACUGCAGUAUCUAAGAGAGAGUGCUGUUCUAAAAGCCCAUGAAAAAGCAAAAGAGGAGGCAGAAGCAAAAAAAGUUACAAAACAGGAACACAAAAAAUAUGCUUUGGAGGCCACGAUGAAGCUAGAAGAAGUGGAAAGAAAAAGAAUUGAAAAUCUGAAAGAACAGGAACGGCAAAAGGUCACUAGGGAAUUGGAGUUGUGGAAAAAACAGCAAACAGAUAUUGCGAGACAAGAAAGGAUACAAAGAGAAAGGGAACUACAUCAAGAAGUAGAACAACUAAAGGAGAGGCAAAAGCUAAAAAUAAACAAACUUAGGAUUCCUAAUGAAGGAACUUCUACUAAAGGUCCUCGUUCUGAUAGUAUGUUUUCAGAGAAUUUAAAAGAAGAACUGUUACCAGCACCUCGAUCUGCUGGUACAAUUAAAAUCAACUUUACGUCACGAGUUUUUCCUACAGCUCUACGUGAGUCUCGGGUAGCAGAAGAGGAAGAGUGGCUACAUAAGCAAGCAGAAGCUCGAAGAACAAUAAAUGCUGAUUUGUCUGAGCUGGAAGACUUAAAAGAAGAUGAAAAGAAUCCAGAUUGGUUAAAGGACAAAGGAAACAAAAUGUUUGCAACAGGAAACUAUUUGGCAGCUGUAAAUGCAUAUAACCUUGCAGUCCGGCUAAACAAUAAGCUUCCAGUACUGUAUCUGAAUCGUGCUGCUUGCCACCUUAAAUUGAGAAAUUUACACAAAGCCAUUGAAGAUUCCUCUAAGGCACUAGAGUUACUGACACCACCUGUUCCUGAUAAUGAGAAUGCUCGAGUAAAAGCAUAUGUGAGACGUGGAACAGCAUUUUGUCAACUGGAAUUAUAUGCUGAAGGUCUCCAGGAUUAUGAAGCAGCUCUCAAGAUUGAUCCUAAAAAUGAAACCAUAGAAAAAGAUGCUGAGAAGAUUCGACAAAUAAUUCAAGGAACAUUGCAAGACUCAUGAAAAAAAGAAAAAAAAAGUAAGAAAUUUUGAGGAGAAGGAAUUUUGGUUCACAUUCUGCCCAGAACAUUGUUAACUAGGCAUUUUGCUGUUACACUCAGAGCAACUACAAAAUUAGUAAAUGAUUAGAUAUGUGUUACAGUUUUGUGGGAAGUAUAAUAGUGUAAGAGAUAUUUGGAUAUGUUUUAUAGCAUUUUGAGUCAAACCUGUCAUGUAUUUACUUUCUGUGAAAGAUUGUAUCAUCUGAAUAAUAAAGCAUUUUUUUGGGACUUUAUUUAAAAUUACUCAUAAUUAAACAAAAUAUUUGUCUGGAAAUAUUCACUGAAUCUAAAGAGUGGAUUUUUAAACAACUUCAGUAGCUACAUAUGGUCAACACUGUUAACUUUUUUUUUCCUCCACCAGAGCUGAAAUGGUUAUGUGGUCAUGGACGUUAGUGGAAAUAUCUGUUGUGAAAUACGAAAUUUCUAAAUGUAUUUCAUGUACUUCUGACAUUUUAUAUGGAUUUGCAAUAGGAAAUAUUCCAAAAUAUAUCUGCUUAAAAGUCUCAGACUUCAGGAUUUGGUGUUAUAUAAACAGUUUGAAUUUUUGUGCCUGUUGAGCACUCAGAAUUCCUGCAGAAGACAGAAAGUCAGUCUAUCUGUCUGUCUGUGUGUGUGUGUGUGUGUGUGCGCGUGCUUUCCUCUUUUCUUAGUGUUUGUACUGUUUGGCACAUCUGAAACUAAAGUAUUGUAUUGAGAUGUUUUAAUUCAGGCACCCAAUCUGGAAAAUCUAAGCCUGAAAGGUUACAGGUAAUUUUAUGCACUGCAGAACAUACUUUUUAGCAGUAAGCAAUGUACAUUAAAUAUUUACAGUCUAUUUUGAAAGAA
Messenger RNA from Rhea pennata, 2151 nucleotides. RefSeq names its product dynein axonemal assembly factor 4 (gene DNAAF4). Gene Ontology annotation, molecular function: nuclear estrogen receptor binding. Gene Ontology annotation, biological process: inner dynein arm assembly; epithelial cilium movement involved in extracellular fluid movement; determination of left/right symmetry. The coding region runs from base 35 to 1288 and encodes 417 amino acids. The record is from RefSeq and is a predicted model, not a curated record. The transcript is spliced from 9 exons. Lineage: Eukaryota; Metazoa; Chordata; Aves; Rheiformes; Rheidae.